This is a messenger RNA of Bradysia coprophila, 1056 nucleotides long. RefSeq names its product GPN-loop GTPase 2. Gene Ontology annotation, molecular function: GTPase activity. Gene Ontology annotation, cellular component: cytoplasm. NCBI's taxonomy places the organism in Eukaryota, Metazoa, Arthropoda, Insecta, Diptera, Sciaridae. The record is from RefSeq and is a predicted model, not a curated record.
GAAACUGUCAAAACAUCUCGGAACACAUCGGUUGUUGUUUGUUUACAUUAUCUGCAAUUGUUCAAAGUUAAAGUCAACAGAAAUUUAAUUCAACCAAAAUGCUAGCGACAAAUCAUUCAGUCCAGCCAAACUUAAAAUAUUCGAAUCCAUUGUAUGCACAGCUUGUCAUCGGUCCACCAGGUUCCGGCAAGACUACAUACUGCCACAAGGUUCAUGAAUUCUACAAGAAACUCGAACGCAAAGCAACAGUUGUCAAUUUGGAUCCGGCUAAUGAACAAAUGUUGUACGAACCAUCCAUAGAUGUGAUGAAAUUGAUAACCGUAGAAGAUGUAAUGGAACACUACAAUUUAGGACCGAACGGAGCCCUAAUGUACUGCAUGGAGUUCUUAGAAGCAAACUUUGAUUGGCUACUGGAACAACUUAAGACAUCCCCCUCCAACUAUUUCAUUUUCGAUUGUCCCGGUCAAGUAGAGUUGUAUACGCAUCAUCGAUCGAUGGCAAACAUUUUCGGCAAAUUGGAAUCACUGGGCUAUCACCUCUGUACCGUACAUUUAAUCGAUUCGCACUACUGUUCCGAACCGACGAAAUUUAUUUCCACCUUGAUGCUCUCAUUGAACACAAUGCUUCAAAUGGGCCUACCACACGUCAAUGUACUCAGCAAAGCCGAUCUGUUCAAACAGUACGACUCCAAGCUACAUUUCAAUUUGGACUUUUACACCGACGUCUUGGACUUAGACUACCUACUACAAGCAUUGGACGAUGCACCGGGCAUGAAAAAAUAUGCCAAACUGAAUGCGGCAAUUGUUUCGAUGGUCGAGGACUACGGUUUGGUGUCGUUUCAGCCGCUGGACUGUAACAGUGACAGUAGUUUGUUGCGAUUGAAAAAUCUAAUUGACAAGGCCAACGGUUAUGUGUAUGGUGCUGCUGAGGAGAAGAGUGUGAAUACGCUUCUAGCCUGUGCAGUCGGUGCAGAGACGCAAAACGAACGGAAUAAAAAGGACGUUGAUCCGUAUGUGUAGAUCGUUGGAAUGAAUAAAAAGGUUUUUUGAAAGAAGA